AUGCCCAUAGACUUGCACCCAGGGAAACGUAUCUGUCAGGUUGUCAAACUUAAACCUGAAUUCUACGACGAGUACGUCAAAGUUCACGCAGCUGUUUGGCCUUCAGUCCUGGAAUUACUCUCCAAAUAUCACAUUGAAGAUUACUCCAUUUUCUAUCUGGAGCAGUAUAAUUUAUUGAUUGCUACAAUGAAAUAUCUGGGCGACGACUAUGAAGCAGAUUGUGCCAAGAUGGUAGAAGAAGACGCAAAUCUCAAAUGGUGGAAAAUGACGGAUGAAAUGCAAGAGUCUCUGGUUGCCGGAAGUCUGGGCAGUGCUGACAGUAAAGGUUGGUGGCUAAACGUGCCAGAGGUGUUUAGGCAUGACCACUAA
This is a messenger RNA of Komagataella phaffii GS115, 369 nucleotides long. RefSeq lists its product as hypothetical. The record is from RefSeq and is a predicted model, not a curated record. Gene Ontology annotation, molecular function: racemase and epimerase activity, acting on carbohydrates and derivatives. NCBI's taxonomy places the organism in Eukaryota, Fungi, Ascomycota, Pichiomycetes, Pichiales, Pichiaceae. The coding region runs from base 1 to 369 and encodes 122 amino acids. The transcript has a single exon.